AUGCAAACUUUUCUAAAACCCGAAAAUGCCCUCAAAAGGGCCAACGAACUCCUCUCUAUAGGCCAGCAAGAUGCUGCUCUCCGCAUUCUCCACUCCGCCAUAGGCCACCGGCGCUUCAGGUCGCAGGGGUGGGAUGCUGUGCAGGAGGCCAUUAUGAUGCGCCAUGUGCAGCUGUGUGUGGAUGAGGGCAAGCUGCGCCUGGCGCGAGAUGGACUCCACCAAUACCGCAUUGUCUCCCAACACGCCAACACCCAGUCCCUCGGCAAAGUCGUCGCAGAGCUUCGCUCCAGAGCGGAGGCCAGACUUGCUGCUGCCAAGGCCAAGGCCGGAGACGAGGCGGUCAGCAGCAGCAGCAGCAGCAGCAGCAGCAGCUGCAGCAGCUGCUGCUGCUGCUGCAGCAGCUGCAGCAGCAGCAGCUGGAGCAGCCGCGGCAGCUGGAACAGCAGCAGCAGCUGGUGUAGCAGUUUGAGUAGCAGGGGUAGUGGUAGCAGCAGGACUAGCAGCAGCAGCAGGGGUAGUGGUAGCAGCAGGAGGAGGAGGAGCAGCAGCAGUUGCGGAGUGGCAGCAUCCGCAGCAGCAGCAACAGCAACAGCAGCAGCAACAGCAGCAGCAGCAGCGAUAGCAGCAGCAGCAGCAGCUAGUUGGUUCUCAUUGUCAUCAGCAGCCCGAGAGACCUGUUGA
This is a messenger RNA of Eimeria necatrix, 681 nucleotides long. RefSeq lists its product as hypothetical. The record is from RefSeq and is a predicted model, not a curated record. Gene Ontology annotation, molecular function: translation initiation factor activity; mRNA binding. NCBI's taxonomy places the organism in Eukaryota, Apicomplexa, Conoidasida, Eucoccidiorida, Eimeriidae. Gene Ontology annotation, cellular component: eukaryotic translation initiation factor 3 complex, eIF3e; multi-eIF complex; eukaryotic translation initiation factor 3 complex, eIF3m. Bases 1 to 681 code for a protein of 226 amino acids. Gene Ontology annotation, biological process: formation of cytoplasmic translation initiation complex; translation reinitiation. The transcript has 3 exons.